AUGGCCAGCGGCAAGGUGCUGGAGAAGCUGCGGCAGCUGUAUGGCAAAGUGGAGGCGGACGUGAAGCGCUGGACGACGCUGCAGGAAGAGGCGCUGUCGCUGCUGCGCACCACGGCCAACGUGCUUGCAAGGCUGCCUGCGCUGGAGGAUGCGGGGUCAUACGGCACGCUGGCACCGCUCCCCGGCCUGCCGCGCCUGCUGCUGGCCAAGCAGCUGGUGGCGCUGGACGAGCUGAUUGCGCAGCUGCAGGAGUUCCUGGACGGCAUGCAGGCAAGCUGGGGUGCUGGCUAG
Messenger RNA from Chlorella variabilis, 291 nucleotides. RefSeq lists its product as hypothetical. The record is from RefSeq and is a predicted model, not a curated record. NCBI's taxonomy places the organism in Eukaryota, Viridiplantae, Chlorophyta, Trebouxiophyceae, Chlorellales, Chlorellaceae. The coding region runs from base 1 to 291 and encodes 96 amino acids. The transcript has 2 exons.